CCUCCCUACAAGAUACCAAUAAUUUCAAUCUCACUGUUAGCCGUUAUUUGCAAUCGCACAAUACGGUACGACCGAGAUGGAGGUGUUAGUGCCAUCGCAGGGCUCGUUGAGCAAUCUUUCAAGCUGCUAGAGCGCGUCCAACUGGCGCUAGACCACAACAAAGAGUACGCCAUGCACCUCACGACUGUUGCACGCGAUAUCGAGAGCACAAAGUCUGUUGUGCGGCAAGUUGAAGGCAAUGCAAUGCUCCAGAGUGACUCCAUCGGACCACCAAUGAGGGAGAUUCAUGGCCUUGCGAAUAAACUCAAUGAACUUAUCGUGAAGCAAGAGGCCAACACCAAAAAGGGACAGGGGUUUCGUCUUUUCGCCCAUAGUUUCGCGAAAGGGCCAAAGGAACAGAAACAACUUGAGCAGCUUAAAAACGACCUCGUGCAACACAAGAAUACGCUCGUGUUGUGCAUUGUAGCUAAUCUUGCCCCUUCUGGAGUAACACUGGACAUAAAAGGCGUCAAAAUGGAUGGGGUGGCUGUCCUUCAGAAUGGUCGCGUUAUUCAAACACCAGAAGACAAGGACUUCGACAGAAUUACAAUAAGCAACGUCUCAAUGGGUGGCGCUUCUUUCAUGAACAACUCUGCAGUGAACCAAGAGCAGCAAAGCAGGCUUCUUGAGGAGGCAGAUAAGAGAGCGAAGAGGGAAGGUCUUUUGCAAUUAAUUGCAGGACCGGGUGUUCCAGACGAGUUAAAGCCACAAAUCUUUCAAUUUGUUCGCACAAUGUAUUGAGACUGGCCAUAAUCUCCGGCGUUGGCAGUGGAAAUAGGAGAAAUGGAUGGUAAAUCAGAUAUCAAAUUCUUAAGUUUUAGCUAUCAUAAGUGAAC
Messenger RNA from Hypoxylon trugodes, 875 nucleotides. RefSeq lists its product as uncharacterized. The transcript is spliced from 2 exons. The coding region runs from base 172 to 780 and encodes 202 amino acids. NCBI's taxonomy places the organism in Eukaryota, Fungi, Ascomycota, Sordariomycetes, Xylariales, Hypoxylaceae. The record is from RefSeq and is a predicted model, not a curated record.